Molecule: messenger RNA, 2494 nt
Organism: Amyelois transitella
Lineage: Eukaryota; Metazoa; Arthropoda; Insecta; Lepidoptera; Pyralidae
Gene: Naglu
Product: alpha-N-acetylglucosaminidase
Exons: 1
Coding region: 54-2429 (791 amino acids)
Source: RefSeq, a predicted model, not a curated record
CGUAGCCAUUCACAGGCGCGAUCAGUGUCGAGAAAUAAUCGAAAGAAGUUACAAUGUUACUCUCAGUCUUGAUAUUCAACUGUAUUUUAUACGUAUCGGGCCUAAAUCUACAAUAUUUAGACCCGACAAAGUUACAAACCAAAACUUCAACUUUCAUCCAAGAAAAAACCGCCAAUGAAUUACUCAAAGGGUUCUUUUUACAAUACAAAGAGAAUAAUGUGUGGCAGGCAAGCCAAUUAGAGAAUUUUGUGUUAGAAGUCGAUCGUGAUUUGUUUAAAGACAACAAAGACUCUUUUGUGAUCAAAUCGUCGGGGAAUGUGUUGAAAAUUCGCGCAAGCACAGGCAUCGCGGCGUUAUGGGGCUACCACUAUUAUAUGAAGAAGUACUGUAAAAGUCAUAUUGGUUGGCAGGUACAAAGGAUUGCGUGUCCUGAUCCAUUGCCGGAAGCGGAGGAGACUGUUGUUGCUAACGACAGGUUCAGAUAUUAUCAGAACGUGUGCACCGCGUCUUACAGUUUUCUCUGGUGGAAACCUGCCGAUUGGAAAAUGCACGUUCUAUGGAUGGCCUUCAACGGCAUCAACCUGGCAUUGGCUCCGGUCGCUCAAGAAUCAGCUUGGAAAAGAAUAUACGAACGAGUCGGCAUGACUCGGGAAGAAAUCGACGAGCAUUUUACUGGGCCCGCAUUUCUAUCGUGGCUCAGAAUGGGCAAUAUGCGCGGUUGGGGCGGACCUUUAUAUGAGACAUGGCAUAAUAUGCAGCGAGUGAAUCAAGCGUCCACCGUUGAUCUGAUGAGGAACCUUGGCAUCGUGCCUGUGCUGCCGUCUUUUGCGGGACACGUGCCAACAGCAUUCGCUAGGAUAUACCCGAACGUAACGUUCUAUGAUGUCAGCCGAUGGAAUGAUUUCGAAGAGGACUAUUGCUGUGGACUGUUCUUAGAACCGAGUGAUCCAUUGUUCAAAACUAUUGGCACGAUGUUCCUAAAAGAAGUAACUUCAUUAUCCGAAGGCAGUCAUAUUUAUACAGCCGAUCCCUUUAAUGAGAUAGGACUGAAAACUAGUAUCUGGUCUACGGCUUUGGUUGAGAGCACGGCUAGGGCAAUUUUCUCCACAAUGACACGUACUGAUGAGAACGCGGUGUGGCUACUUCAAAACUGGAUGUUUGUACACGAUUCACUAUUAUGGCCAAAAAAUAGAGUGCAGUCGUUUUUAACUGCUGUGCCCAACGGCCGAAUGCUGAUUCUAGAUUUGCAGUCGGAACAAUGGCCGCAGUAUGAUCUUUACGAAAUGUAUUUUGGGCAGCCGUUCAUUUGGUGCAUGUUGCACAACUUCGGAGGUACACUGGGUAUGUUUGGAAGUGUGAACACAAUAAACACGGUGGUGUAUGACGCGAGGAAUCGUACCAAUAGCACGAUGAUAGGGAUUGGUUUGACUCCAGAGGGCAUUAAUCAGAACUAUGUGGUUUACGAUCUUAUGCUGGAGUCGGCUUGGCGUAAAGGGCCAGCAGAUCUUAACAACUGGGUAGGAGAAUACGCCGAGAGACGAUACGGGUGUAACCAGACAACUGUCGGCUGGAAGUACCUCGUGAAAAGCGUUUAUAACUUCAAUGGUUUGAACAAAAUUAGGGGGAAGUACGUGAUAACGCGCACACCAAGUUUCAGCAUUCGCCCUUGGGCGUGGUAUUCAAGUAAAGACUUAUUUAACGCCUUCAGGGAAUUCGCUUUUGCGGACUGUUCGGGUCCAGGAUUCGAACACGACGUGGUUGAUAUAACGCGUCAAGCGUUACAAUAUAGAGCUGAACAGUUAUAUAUGAAAUUGUUGAUUGACAAAAAUUCCAAUGACUAUGUGUUCAAGGCAUCGAUAGAUCAAUUCUUAGAUGCAAUGAACGAUAUAGCCGCGAUACUACAUGCGAAUGCUGACUUUACUGGGACGAAUUGGUUUCAAAAAGCUAGGGAGUUCGGUGGUAAUGAGUUAGAAGCGUAUAUGUACGAGUUGAACGCUAGAAGUCAAAUAACUUUAUGGGGUCCCAACGGAGAGAUCACAGAUUACGCGUGUAAGCAGUGGGAGGAAUUAUUCAGAUAUUACUACAUUCCAAGGUGGCAGGCUUUUCUGAAUGCAGCUGUGGAUGCCAAAUUGAAAAAUAAAGUUUUCGAUCAGAGAGGCGUUCAGAAUUUAAUUAGAUCAACAGUAGAACAACGAUUUCUUUACACAGAAAUCCCAAGAUAUCGAAAAUCCUAUGAUUCUCGCAAUUUAGCGCAAACACUUUAUAAAAAAUGGGCCAUAAUGCCGAAUUUAAGUGAUCUACCAAUAAGUCUUAUUACAGAGAAAACGUCGAGUGUAUUAAAAGUGAAGAUUUUCGGGACUAAUCUACGCUCCAGUGAAGUAGAAAAAAGACCGGAAAUCAUAUUAUUGACAUCUACUACGCCUAAUUAGUGUUGUUGCAAAUAUUUUAUAGGUAGGCCAAUAUAUAUCGUUUUAAAUAAAGUAUACAAUUGAUA